AUGCCUCAAGUGCAUAAGUAUCCAUGUAAUGAGUUGAAUGAAAAUCAGACCAGACUUGACUGGAUUAGAGAAUUACAUGAAAAGUAUGCACCAGUGUUUGAUGGCCAAUUGGGGAAUGUAAAGGGACAACAAGUUUCCUUAGAAUUAAAGGAAGGAGCAACACCAAAAUGUUUUAAAGCAAGAAGUGUGCCUUUUGCUCUAAGGGCUGGAGUGGAGGCAGAAUUGAGGAGAUUAGAGGAGCUGAAUAUCAUCUCCCAGGUUCACAAUAGUGAGUGGGCUUCGCCCAUUGUUCCUGUGAGAAAACGAAAUGGGGAGAUACGGAUUUGUGGGGAUUUCCGCAUGGCUCUUAACACACAGCUUAAAAUAAAUAAGUAUCCCCUUCCUAGGGUAGAUUAUCUUUUUGCAUCAUUGGCAGGUGGCCAGAAAUUCGCUAAAAUUGACAUGAAAAAUGCAUACCUACAGUUAUCUGUACAUCCAGAUUCUCGACAACUACUUAUGAUUAAUACCCAUUGGGGGCUAUUCAGGUAUAACCAUAUGGUUUUUGGCAUUUCACCUGCACCAGCAGUCUGGCAGCGAACAAUGGACAAGCUGUUAGCUGGAAUUCCUGGGACACAGUGCCUGUUAGAUGACAUGCUGGUGACGGGUAAAUCAGAGGAGGAACAUAAACAGAAUGUAGAGGCAGUUUUGCAAAGACUUAUGGAAUAUGGAUUGAAGGUAAAUUUGGAUAAAUGCCAAUUCAUGCAGGAUCGUCUUGAAUUUUGUGCUCAUGUAAUUGACAAACAUGGGCUGCAUACAACAGAUGAGAAGGUCAAGGCAUUACAGGAUGCUCCAACUCCACAAAAUGUGACACGACUAAGGCCCUAUCUUGGUCUGUAA
This is a messenger RNA of Pelobates cultripes (western spadefoot toad), 876 nucleotides long. Lineage: Eukaryota; Metazoa; Chordata; Amphibia; Anura; Pelobatidae. The record is from the annotation of a GenBank genome assembly.